Messenger RNA from Lates calcarifer (barramundi perch), 3990 nucleotides. It is a transcript of the gene cpdp, whose product is annotated as CPD photolyase. The transcript has 10 exons. NCBI's taxonomy places the organism in Eukaryota, Metazoa, Chordata, Actinopteri, Centropomidae. Gene Ontology annotation, biological process: photoreactive repair. Bases 157 to 1827 code for a protein of 556 amino acids. Gene Ontology annotation, molecular function: deoxyribodipyrimidine photo-lyase activity. The record is from RefSeq and is a predicted model, not a curated record.
CCCAAACACUAACGUACACAUGUAACUGGUUGUGUGAAGGGAAAUACGAUACCCGCAAGCGAGGGCUUCAUCGACAUCGUGUCUUUCAGUUUGUGUCAUCUAUACUUUUCCAGUUGUGCUGUAGCAGCUUUACUUUGGGUCUUAUCCAUUCAUUGUAUGCUGCUCUGCAUUUGGAGAGGCUCAUCCUUUUCCUGUGCACCAAGGCGACUCUUGAGGCCUGUUAUCCACAAUCAUCAGAGGCCCCGUCCAAUUUUCUUCUUCUUGACCAAGUCAUUCACUAGUGAAACCAUCAUGUCAGACAAAAAGCGUAAGGCACCAUCUGCUGCUGCUGGUAAGGAGCCCAGUGCCAAGCAGCAGAAGCUGGCUCCCAGCAAGGAGGAGAAGAAGGAGAGAGCUGCUGGGUGGCUGCAGGAGCUUGUGAAGCAGCAGAGGUCAGAGAAGAAGGAGAUGAAGUUUAACAAAAAGCGCCUCCGCUUUAUAUCUGACACUGAAAAGGUAAAGCAGGGCUCGGAGGGUGUCCUGUAUUGGAUGUUAAGAGACCAAAGGGUACAAGAUAACUGGGCGCUGAUCCACGCUCAGCAGCUUGCUGUGAAGGAAAACCUUCCUCUGCACAUCUGUUUCUGCUUGGCUGUGCCAAAAUCAGAAUUGUCCACCUUGAGACAUUACAACUUUCUGCUGAAAGGUCUGGAAGAAGUUGCAAAGGAAUGUAAAGCCUUAGACAUCCAGUUCCAUUUGCUCCAUGGUUCACCAGGGGAAGUUCUCCCUGGUUUUGUGUCUGACCGCAACCUGGGGGCAGUGGUGACAGACUUCUCCCCCCUCAGAGAGCCAAUAAAGUGGUUGGAGGACGUCAAAAAGAGCCUUUCAAAGGACAUUCCCCUCAUACAGGUUGAUGCCCAUAAUAUUGUUCCUUGCUGGGUAGCAUCACCUAAACUUGAGUAUUCCGCCAGGACUAUCAGAGGAAAAAUCACCAAUCUUUUACCAGAGUUCCUCACUGAUUUUCCUCUGGUAGAGAAACAUCCUCACACAGCUACAAGAACAGCCAAAGCAAUAGACUGGGACAAAACCCUGGCCUCCCUACAGCUCGACAGAAUUGUAGGAGUACCGGAGUGGGCUAAGCCGGGCACCAAGGGAGGGAUGGCCACGUUGGAGUCCUUCAUUGAUGUUCGCCUCAAACUGUUUGCCACCCAACGCAACGACCCAAAUGCUGCCGCCCUCAGCCAGCUCUCUCCCUGGAUCCGCUUCGGCCACCUGUCAGCUCAGCGUGUGGCGCUGCAAGUUCAGCGCAGUGGGAAGAACGCGGGUCAGUCUGUGCCCUCCUUCAUUGAGGAGCUGGUUGUGCGCAGGGAGCUUACUGACAACUUCUGCUUCUACAACAAGAAAUACGACAGUGUGGAAGGAGCAUAUGAGUGGGCUCAGAAGACCUUGAAAGAUCAUGCCAAAGAUAAAAGGGAGUAUCUCUACAAGCGAGAGCAGCUGGAGAAGGCAAAGACGCACGACAAACUCUGGAACGCAGCUCAGUACCAGAUGGUCACUGAGGGAAAGAUGCAUGGUUUCCUGAGGAUGUACUGGGCCAAAAAGAUUUUGGAGUGGACUUCCUCACCAGAGGAGGCUCUCUCCAUUGCCCUAUACCUUAAUGAUCGCUACGAACUGGAUGGACAGGACCCUAACGGCUUUGUUGGUUGUAUGUGGUCUAUUUGUGGCAUCCAUGAUCAGGGCUGGGCUGAGAGACCUGUUUUCGGAAAGAUCCGCUUCAUGAACUACAAAGGCUGCACUCGGAAGUUUGACGUAGCCCAGUUCGAGCGGAAGUACUGUCCCAAAAACCUCUGAACCAUAAAAUGUUUUGAAGGAUGGGAAUAAAAUGCCUCUUACAUCUCCUACACCUUUACCUCAGGGAGUGUUUGUACAGCGGGUUAGGGUUACAUCUUUUUCUUUUCUCUGCUCUUUGCUGCUUUUUUAUGGCCAAAAUAUUCAGUAUGUUGUUGUUCAGUUUGUUGUUUUAUCUGAGACAUGACUGUAACUUGAUUUGUGGUAGUUUACUGUUUUGUGUGAUGUAUCAUAACUCUAAAUAAGAUGAUCUAUGGUGCCUGGUUAGCAGAAAGAGCUGUUCACUUUGUUUUUGUGCUACUUUGAUACUGAACUACUUUUUGUUUUUUUAACUUCUGGUUUUUAAUGUAAAUUUUAUUUUACAGAACAUGCCCUGUUUGGGGUUACAGUAGCCCCUCUCACACACUGGCUGCUGUAUUGUACAUUGUGGUAUAUUGUAUAAAAUUACACACUGGGGCAGCAUAAAGUUGCCUUCAUAUGGUUCUGUGUAAACAACCUAAGACAGCCUUCUCGAGGGAAUUCUUAGUGCCAGUACUGCGCAAUCUCAGUGUAAGAGAGGCUAGUGUGUCUUUUAGAGAAACUUAUUGAAUUUUACUCUUUUUUGUAAGAAAAAAAACCUCUUUUCAUAUCAAACUGUAAACAAAGUUAGAGUUAUAAACUUUUCCAGUUUCCUAAUGCUACAGUGUCUUUAUUCGUUUACAGUUCUCCCAGGCUCACUUGUUUGUGAGACCUGAAAUACAGUUCAAGUUGCUUUUAACAGACUUGAUUUGAUUUUUUAUUUUUUUUAUUUUUUUUUUACACAAUAGCAUACACCCAUCUGUAGUCCCUUAAAGCUGAUUGCACUGAAAUUUAAUCCUGAAUUAAACAUAAGAAUGCUUACGUUUACCUUUACCUGCAGGCUUUGAAAUGUUGUCUACAAGCUACAGUGAUAGUUAAAACAUAUGAGCCCACAGAUGCUGUUGUUUUUAUAGAAACACAUUUCAUCAUGAACCUUCAACAAAUGGAUUACCCCAAGAAUAAUUCAUAUCAGAGAAAAGUAUGAUUCUUACUCUGAAUAAAGGAUCAAAAAAAGACAAAUAUGUACAGUACUGCAUACUAGCUCAAAAUGCAUAUUACAUCUGUGUGGUUUUGUUGCUCACUGAUGUAAUUGAGCACAGAAACAAAAACCACUUCUACCCAACCUAAUUAACUCGGUGGUAGAUAAAAACAAUCCCUUCAGGUAAGGACACACUUAACAUAGAUUCAGAAAAUACAAUAUGAAACCUCCUCUAUGCUGUGGGUUCUUUUAUUGUGUUAGUUCAUUUCACGGGUGAGAGAUACACUAUAUAUGCUAAUUAGCUGAAACAUUCAGUAAAUGGUUAUAGGGACCAUAUACUGGAUGCAUGUCCUCACAGUUUCUUUCACAUUACAUGCUCUCAUAGAUUAACAGUUACAGUUACUAAAAAGAGAAAAUGUAAUGUAAAUUGAUUUGAUAGUAAUCUGUGGUGCAACCCAGCGUGCUCCUUUAACCAGACCAAUGAUAGAUUUCUGCUGCAGAGCAGUGUGGAUAUACAAACAGACAAAGAUGUCCAUGUUUAGAUGUUCUUCCAGUGCAACUGUAAACAGUGGUGCCAUGGUUUAUGGUAAAGAGUGUUAAAAUCCGGUGCUGAAACAAUGGGCCCUCUGGAAAACCAAUAUUUCUCUUCAACACAGAACAUCAUAUGAACACCGGAAGGAACUGCACCAACUGGAGUGUUUUUGAAGUCACAACUGGCAACCUGGAUGAACUCACUGACACUGCAACAUCUUCCAUCAGCUUUUGUGAUAGAGGACCUUCUGCACAUACAACAAGAGAUGAUGGUCUGUCAGGUCAAGGAGGAUGCCUGCAUAAGUGUGGAUAGAGCCCUGCACAAGUGGCCCAGGAACUCACUGACAAAGGAACUCAGAGAGGCUGAAAAAAGCCACACUGAAAAGGUGACCAAAAAGGUUUUCAGAGAAUGACUCUGCAUGGGUAUAUACUGUAUAUAUCUCUUAUCUUGUAUAUUAUCUGUAUAUUGCUGGUAUAUGGUAAUAUAUGGUAAUAUGAGUGCAUACUAUGUAGACUGUAUAUAUCUACAGUGCUUGAGAGUCACCUUUGUGUGUAUUUUAAUAUACUAGACCAAUAAAUGUGACUCUGAUGAACACUGA